Molecule: messenger RNA, 6638 nt
Organism: Pygocentrus nattereri (red-bellied piranha)
Lineage: Eukaryota; Metazoa; Chordata; Actinopteri; Characiformes; Serrasalmidae
Gene: adgrl2a
Product: adhesion G protein-coupled receptor L2a
Exons: 26
Coding region: 712-5340 (1542 amino acids)
Biological process (GO): cell surface receptor signaling pathway; brain development; adenylate cyclase-activating G protein-coupled receptor signaling pathway
Cellular component (GO): neuron projection; membrane
Molecular function (GO): G protein-coupled receptor activity; carbohydrate binding
Source: RefSeq, a predicted model, not a curated record
AGGUUUUGUCGGCAGCUCCCGAGCACGCAUCGCUCUCCACUCUCUCUGCACUAGCUCUUAGCUACCUUACCUUUGGAAAGCCCGUUCCCCUCUAUGCUAAGGCUGUUUCUCUCAGCGCCGACAGCAGGAUUUCAAACCGAAGCUGUUUGAAACACGCCGGCUCUGUUAGACGCUCGUCCCGCCACGGAGAAGCUCCGACAGGAUUGAAUUAAACAUAGAAGACGGGCCUUUUCUUUUCUUCUUUCUUCUUUGUUUUGGUGUUUUUUUUUACCUCAGAAAAGAGCUGGAGCCGGUUGACUGACUCGCACCUCCGCUCAUCUUCAACCUUAACGUUACUUCUCCGCAUCUUUUACUUCAGUCGGAGAAGAGGAGGAAAGCCGAGGCUGAACGCUGUAUUUUUAACAACCAAAAACUCAAAAGUCCGAAAGUGAGCUGUCGUGGGACUGUUGGGACGGUUCUGGCUCUGGCCGAAAUGUGAAGAGUCCGAGAGCCGCGCACAGCUCCAGCCGCAAAGGCGCUCUCCGUCCCGGGCGAGCCGAGCAUGUACCCACAGCCUCAGAGCUUCCAACUCAACGCCGCUGGUCGUGCUUCGAGCCGCGGAGGAGCUCCUUCAGCCUCCACCGUCCACCCCCUUUCACAAUUUUUUGAAACCGACCGAAUCUCUCAGAGAGGUGCGGAUCCUAAUGAUGAGUGUCUUUGAGAUCCGUUCUCAUGGACUGUUGUGACUGCAGUGACUUCCGGCCAAACAUGAGGAGAAUGUCCAAGCCAAGCACAAUGGCAUGCUCAGCGUGGAGUCUCUCAACCCUCUGCUGCCUGAUGUUUGCUUUGGCUGCUAUACAAUGCACUGAAGGGUUCAGUCGGGCAGCGUUGCCGUUUGGUCUGGUCAGGCGGGAGCUGUCAUGUGAAGGUUACCCCAUUGACCUGCGCUGUCCAGGAAGUGAUGUCAUCAUGAUCGAGAGUGCUAAUUACGGGCGGACGGAUGACAAGAUCUGUGAUGCCGACCCCUUCCAGAUGGAAAACAUCAACUGCUACCUCCCUGACGCAUACAAGAUAAUGUCCCAAAGGUGCAAUAAUCGAACCCAGUGCAUUGUCAUUACUGGAUCGGAUGUCUUCCCUGACCCUUGCCCAGGAACUUACAAAUACCUUGAGGUCCAGUAUGAGUGUGUCCCCUAUAAAGUGGAGCAAAAAGUUUUUGUUUGUCCUGGAACUCUGAAAGCUGUUGGAGAUCCUUCCUUUCUCUUUGAAGCGGAGCAGCAAGCCGGGGCCUGGUGCAAGGACCCACUUCAGGCUGGCGACAAAGUUUACUUUAUGCCCUGGACUCCAUACCGAACUGAUACUCUAAUCGAGUACUCGUCACUCGAUGACUUCCAGAACUCACGACAAACCACAACAUACAAACUGCCCCAUCGAGUGGAUGGGACCGGAUUCGUGGUAUAUGACGGGGCUGUGUUUUUUAACAAGGAAAGAACACGCAAUAUAGUAAAGUUCGACCUCCGGACCCGGAUCAAGAGCGGUGAAGCCAUCAUCAACAACGCCAACUACCACGACACCUCGCCAUACAAGUGGGGUGGAAAGACAGACAUUGACCUGGCGGUGGAUGAGAAUGGCCUGUGGGUGAUCUAUGCCACCGAGCAGAACAAUGGCAUGAUGGUCCUGAGCCAACUGAACCCCUAUACACUCCGCUUCGAGGCCACAUGGGAGACAGCCUACGACAAGCGUUCGGCCUCCAAUGCCUUCAUGAUCUGCGGUGUCCUCUAUGUGGUCAGGUCCACAUACGAGGACAACGAGAAUGAAGUCAGCAAAGGCCUCAUCGACUACAUCUACAACACCAAACAGAGCCACGGCGAGUUUGUGGAUAUUAACUUCCCCAACCAGUACCAGUACAUCGCAGCUGUGGAGUACAACCCCAGGGACAACCAGCUCUAUGUGUGGAAUAACUUUUACAUCCUACGCUACAACCUGGUUUUCGGACCCCCUGAUCCAGCUCAUGCACCACCUAUCUCUGAAGUCACCUCGGCGCCAGUGCUGCCGCGAACAACGACUACUACGACGACAACAACAACCCAACAAAAAGGCCUAGUGACGACCAUAACCACUACGGGAACGCGAGUUGGUAACAAACCCCCAAAACCCCCAGCAGCUCCGCCCCGGACCACUACUCCUCCGUCCCUGGACUCUUUCCCUCCCCCUGAGCGCUUCUGCGACAGCGUGGAGCGCAGGGACAUUAUUUGGCCACAGACUCAGAGGGGCAUGCUAGUGGAGCGGCCUUGCCCCAAAGGAACCAGAGGCACUGCCUCCUACCUGUGUGUGCUCUCCACUGGGGCUUGGCACCCGAAAGGCCCUGAUCUAAGCAACUGCACCUCCCACUGGGUCAAUCAAGUAGCUCAGAAGAUCCGGAGCGGGGAGAAUGCAGCCAACCUGGCCAACGAGCUGGCCAAGCACACCAAAGGACCCAUCUUCCCUGGUGACAUCAGCUCCACCAUGAGGCUCAUGGAGCAGCUGGUGGACAUCUUAGAUGCUCAGCUGCAAGAGCUGAGGCCUAGCGAGAAGGACUCUACUGGACGGAGCUUCAACAAGCUUCAAAAACGAGAAAGGACAUGCAGGGCGUUUAUGAAGGCUAUCGUGGAUACGGUUGACAACCUCCUCCGUCCUGAGGCUCUGAAGUCCUGGCGAGACAUGAACAGCACAGAGCAGACACACGCUGCAACCAUGUUACUGGAUACUCUGGAGGAAGGAGCUUUCGUCCUUGCUGACAAUCUUAUGGAACCAGCCAUUGUGAAAGUGCCAGCUAGCAAUAUAAUCCUUGAUGUUUACGUGCUGAGCACAGAUGGCCAGGUGCAGGAUUUCAAGUUUCCACAGAGCAGCAAGGGCGGUAUAUCUAUCCAGCUGUCUGCCAAUACUGUUAAGCUGAACAGUCGGAAUGGUGUUGCCAAGUUGGUUUUUGCUCUGUACAAAAAUCUGGGCCAGUUCCUGAGCACAGAGAACGCAACGAUCAAACUUGGCAGCGAGGCUCACGGCCGCAACCUCUCCGUGGCGGUGAACUCUGACGUCAUCGCCGCCUCAAUCAACAAGGAGUCCAGUCGCGUCUUCAUAACAGAGCCUGUGAUUUUUACCCUGGAACACAUCGAUAUGCAACACUACUUCAACUCAAACUGCUCCUUUUGGAAUUACUCUGAGAGAAGCAUGAUGGGAUACUGGUCCACACAAGGUUGCAGGCUCAUUGAUUCCAACAAAACCCACACAACCUGCUCCUGCAGCCAUCUCACAAAUUUUGCCAUUCUCAUGGCUCAUCAAGAAGUAUUGGGCCCGGAUGGCUUGCACAAGUUGCUCCUGACAGUCAUCACGCGAGUGGGCAUUGUGGUCUCCCUUAUCUGCCUUGGCAUGUGCAUAUUCACUUUCUGCUUUUUCCGAGGCCUGCAGAGCGACAGGAACACGAUCCACAAAAACUUCUGCAUAAACCUCUUCAUUGCUGAACUCACCUUCCUAAUUGGCAUCGAUAUGACAGAGUACAGGAUUGACUGUUCGGUCAUUGCUGGGAUCUUGCAUUAUUUCUUCCUGGCCUCUUUUGCUUGGAUGUGCUUGGAGGGAGUUCAGCUCUAUCUCAUGCUGGUGGAGGUCUUUGAGAGCGAAUAUUCGCGGAAGAAAUAUUAUUACGUCUCGGGCUACCUCCUUCCUGCCAUUGUGGUGGGGGUCUCUGCAGUAGUGGACUACAGAAGCUAUGGGACAACAAAAGCAUGCUGGCUGAGAGUGGACAACCACUUCAUUUGGAGCUUCAUUGGGCCUGUUACCUUCAUCAUUAUGCUUAAUCUCAUCUUCCUGGUCAUCACAAUGUACAAAAUGGUGAAGCACUCCACUUCAUUGAAACCUGACUCCAGCAGGUUGGAAAACAUAAAUAAUUAUCGCGUUUGUGAUGGCUACUAUAAUACCGAUUUGCCUGGCUAUGAAGAUAAUAAACCAUUUAUCAAGUCCUGGACCCUAGGAGCUUUCGCACUGCUGUGUCUUGUGAGCCUCACCUGGUCCUUCGGAUUGUUCUUCAUCAAUGAGAAAUCAGUGGUGCUGGCUUAUCUCUUCACCAUCUUCAACACCUUCCAGGGGAUGUUCAUCUUCAUCUUUUACUGUCUGCUGCAGAAAAAAGUUCGUCGAGAGUACAGCAAAUGUUUCCGCCACACAUACUGUUGCGGUGGCUUGCCAACUGAGAACUCCCACAGUUCCACAAAGACAGCAACAACAAGGACAAGUGCACGCUACUCCUCCGGCACUCAGAGUCGAAUCAGGAGGAUGUGGAACGACACUGUAAGAAAGCAAUCUGAAUCCUCCUUUAUCUCAGGGGACAUCAACAGCACAUCAACCCUCAACCAAGGAAUGACGGGCAAUUAUCUACUAACAAACCCACUUCUACGGCCCCAAGGCACUAACAACCCAUACAAUACCUUACUGGCCGAAACGGUCGUAUGUAACACUCCUACGGCUCCUGUCUUUAACUCUCCAGUGACCUACAGAGAGACAAGACACUCAAUGAACAAUGCCAGGGAUACAAGUGCAAUGGAUACUCUACCGCUAAAUGGUAACUUCAACAACAGCUAUUCGCUUCGGAACGGCGACUACGGCGACAGCGUGCAGGUGGUGGACUGCGGACUUGGCCUGGACGACGCUGCCUUUGAGAAGAUGAUCAUCUCAGAGCUUGUGCACAACAACCUCAGGGCCUGUGGCAAAAGCCACCGCUCUGAGUCACGCAUUAACACCAAAAAGGUGGCAGGGGCAGACGUUGGCAGCCAGGAUGACAUUAUUGUAGCUGAAACUUCAUCUUUGGUGCACUUGGGCACUGAGACUAAUCAUAUAGUGGGGGGGCUGAGCCUGCACCCUCAUCACCACCAUACCCACAACCCCCACCAUCCACGUGAACUGGAGGCCCCAUUAAUUCCUCAGCGGACUCACUCGCUCCUGUACCACACACAGGAGAGAGCGAGGACCGAGCCGGCUGCCCCGCUGCCGCCCCAUAGCUAUGCCACCCAGCUACCCGCCCAGCCCCAGGCCCAGGACAGCCUGCAGUCGCCCAACAGAGACUCGCUGUACGCCAGCCUGCCCAAUCUGAGAGACUCACCCUCGGCCGAGAGCGGCCCGGACACACUCGAGGACCUCUCACCCUCUAAACAAAGCGAAAGCGAGGACGUUUACUAUAAGAGCAUGCCCAACUUAGGGGCUAGCAGCCAGCAGCUCCACGCCUACUAUCAGAUAAGCAGGGGAAGCAGUGACGGUUACAUAAUCCCCAUCACUAAAGAGGGCUGCAUCCCAGAGGGAGAUGUACGGGAAGGACAGAUGCAACUAGUCACAAGCCUUUAAAAAAAAAAAAAAAAAAAAAAACAGUUUGAAUUUUUUCAAUCAGCUCCACUCACCGGGACAAUGUGUACUGGGGGGGAUGGUUACAGAAGAACGUUUCAAAUCACUCUUCCUCUUUCUUCCUUUCACUUCGUUCUGCCACUCUUUCACUGGCAUCCCCCCAAAGAUGAACAAGGCCAGAGCUCGGCCGGAUCGCAGCGCGAUUCCGCUCGUUCGAAUUCUCACCGACCCGACUGUAAAUACAACGUCGUUCGAACGCGGGGUUUGACGGACAAGCGAAGUCUUCAUCCAAUAGUGCUGCUGCUGUUAAAUGACUAAUAACAAUGGAAUGAUUUCACAUAAAAAAAUAGAAAAAUGUACCAAAAAAAUAGUAUUUCUCAUUUCAGCGCAUACAAAUGUUUGUCAGAAUUGUACAUAGGUUCACAAUAUUUCAAAUCCAAUUUUGUAUUAUAUACAAAAUGGAGUGUCCAGGACCUAAGCAGAUAUGUGUACUACGAUUGUAUAGAGAUAUUCCUAAUGGGACUUGUUCAUUUAGGAAUUCACUACCCUGGAUCCAAGGCCCCUUCUUUACAACGAAGAUUGGAUUGUGCUGUAUAACCACUAGCAAUCAAACCCCAGGCCUUAUCUUUUCUCAGUUGUACAGUAAAAACCAUCAAGGGUAAUGGCAUAAAAAAUAUAUAUUUUGUUGUAUUUCUGGUGUACAAUAAAAAAGGCAACCAUAAGUUAUAAAAAGGAUACAUUUUAAUUAAGUCUUUAAUUAAGGCAAUUCUGGAGAGACUAUUGUGUGAAAGUUGCACAUAUAUAACAAAAAAAAUGUGUUUAUUCUUACACUUCAUUCAUUGUGGUGUGUUUGGAAGAGGAUUAAGAUGAAAUGAGCGAGCGCAGAGCUUAGAAAGGUUGCUGACAUCAAAUUCUGUCUCGUUCAUGAAAAUGAGUUUGCUGCACCAAAGCAUCGGGCUUUAGUAUCAAAUUAGGAUUUUCUCGCCCUGUUUAAAAAGAUUCCGUGCGAAUCUGGACAGGCAUGAAAGUCACUCAAGACCACAGCCAAACAUCAUAUGAGGCUUUUCCAGACACGUUCUUCCAGCUAGGUUCAGAUAUUUAUUUAUUAAAUUAUUCUCAAAGAAAAAAAAACGAACCAAAAAAAAACAAACAAGAAAAAAAGGUACUUUGGAACCGUUCUUUUUGUGAAUACAUUACAGCACUGGUUCAUUCUUUGCAUUACCAUGUUAUUAAGGAGCCCAUACAAAAAUGUAAAGUUCAACACUUGUUUAACAAUAAAUAAAUGUGAAUUUUUUUGGCUA